Messenger RNA from Abrus precatorius (Indian licorice), 1917 nucleotides. RefSeq names its product probable ADP-ribosylation factor GTPase-activating protein AGD14. Bases 1 to 1917 code for a protein of 638 amino acids. The record is from RefSeq and is a predicted model, not a curated record. Gene Ontology annotation, molecular function: GTPase activator activity. NCBI's taxonomy places the organism in Eukaryota, Viridiplantae, Streptophyta, Magnoliopsida, Fabales, Fabaceae. The transcript has 11 exons.
AUGGCUAAAUUUACUGCAGAAGAAGUCAAUGCUCUUCAAGCAGGUGGAAAUGAGAGAGCAAAGCAGAUUUAUUUUAAAGAAUGGAAUUCUUUACGUCAUUCUUAUCCUGAUUCCUGUAAUAUACACAAGCUUCGAGAAUUUAUCAAGCAUGUCUAUGUGGAGAGAAGAUUUACUGGUGAAAGGAGUAAUGACAAUAUUUCCAAUAUUAGAUUGAAUAAUAAGGAGGAAUCCUAUGGAAGUAGGAAGAGUAAUUCACUUUGUUUUGAGUUCAAAGGUCCUCAUUCAAAUCCUGGUGCAAGAAGUGAUGACACAAGUUUCAGAUAUUUAUAUGAUGAAAGUAGAAGUCCUAGAUAUACACAAAAAUAUAUCAGGCAAGGAAGCUACACUAGGAGUCCUAUAAAAUUUGAAGUUGUUGAUGACAGGUUUCGAGAUGAUGACUAUAAAAGUCGAAGACAUUCAAAUUUAGAAUUAAAGCUAAGACAAAUUUCAAUUGAUGGUCAGAAGAAUGUGGAUAAAGCCCAACUCCCUGUUACACGUUCUUUGGGAGAUAUAUUAAGGGAAAAUGCUCUAUCUCUACACGAGGUCACACCUUCUGGUGGUGAGGGUUCUAUUGAGGAAAAUCCAUCUGAACGAGUUAUAAAUCAAGAAAGCUCCACUAGUUUGAGUUCAAAGUCUCAGGUUUCUGAUGUUGUUGCUGGAGUUGGAUCGAAUACAUUGUGUUUACCACAAUCAGAUGAAAGUAACUGGGCAAUAUUUGAACCUUCAACAGAGGGCAAUGAUCCUAAAAUUCCAAGCACAAAUAACUUGAAACCUUCUACAACAGAGGCAACAUUUGAAACAACAACAUCUGCAAAAAAUCCUUUAGACCUUUUACUUUUUGAAUUGUCAGGCCCUUUGACUCCAGGGACUGGUGGCAUGUCACAAGUUCCAAGUGGUGAUAAUAAUGAUCCAACAACUAGAAUAGUAGAAAAUGCUUGUACUUGGGAUUUUCCACCUACUUCAAUAGAACAAAAAACUACAACACCCAACAAUACUAGUUUUUGGUCUCUUACAUCAAAUACUACCACUGAGUUAGCACAACCUUCUAAUGAAUUUCCUCCACAUGCUGAGGUACAUGAAGCAAAAGACUCCAUUAAAGUUUCACAUGCACAAAAACCAUCAAGCAUGCAAUAUAUUCCUUCUAUAUCAACAGGUUAUAGCUCAACCAUCCAACCAACAAAUGCAUUAGUGAAAAAUGUAGCUUCAAAUAAUCAGCCAUCAAUUGCUCCUAAUACAAACGACACUUCAAGUGUUUUUGCUGAACCAUCUUCUCAAAUUACCUCAAAACCUACUCAAGAAACCAGACUUGAUGUAGGUUCUAAGUUUAGUAAUGUGGAAACUAGGUCUAGUGGAAGAAUGGAACUUCCAGAGGAUCUUUUUACAUCAAGCUACUCAGCUGGCCCUGCAUCACAUGUAGGUUGGCAAAAUGUUCAACCUCAUGGCAUGAAAUAUGGCAUGCAUUAUUACCCUAAUGCUAUGCCUCCCUCAACCCUUCCCAUUACGCCAAAGUCCACAAAUCCUUUUGAAGUAAUUGAGGGAAGAAGUCUAACCCACGCAUCUUCACUUCCUACUACGACAUCUUCGCAUAGUAGAAUGCCAGCUGCAUCACCCAAAACAGGAUUAAUGCAUGUUUCAAGCCUAGGGUCUUUAGAGACAAUGGCAUCUCAGCCUCCAAAUUAUGCAUCCCCAAUUCCUAUGGGAAUAUACAUUGAUCAAGUUAAUAAGGAGAAACCUACCAGACCACAGAGAGCUGACAGCUUCAAUAGUGAGAGUUCUGCUUUUGGACUUCGAGAUACCAUUCAACAUUUAGGUGGGGUGUAUGAGAUCCCCAAAACUACAAAUUCCUUUUCCAAUACAAGAGGAAACCCAUUUGAUUAG